Messenger RNA from Larimichthys crocea (large yellow croaker), 2707 nucleotides. Its product is annotated as CD151 antigen. Bases 253 to 1014 code for a protein of 253 amino acids. Gene Ontology annotation, cellular component: plasma membrane. The transcript is spliced from 8 exons. The record is from RefSeq and is a predicted model, not a curated record. NCBI's taxonomy places the organism in Eukaryota, Metazoa, Chordata, Actinopteri, Sciaenidae. Gene Ontology annotation, biological process: cell migration.
AUCGCCCCGGGACAGUAAAAACAAAAAAACCCAAGAAACAUGCAAGGUGGCCGGGGUGGAGUCAGCAGCAGCAGCCUCCUCUCUCUCUCUCUCUCUCUCAGUCUCUACGUGAGCUCAGCAUUUUGAUUUUCUUUAGCCUCCAGCUUCACUCAGCUCUCGGCCUUUUUAUGUGAAGAAAGAGCACAUUUAGGGGAUAUUCCCACACAUAUUUCAUCGCCUUUUUUAAAAACCGAAGACCAUCAGACAAACAGCAUGGGGGGCUACGAGGAGAAAAAGGAGACAUGUGGAACCAUCUGCCUGAAAUACGUCCUGUUCACCUUCAACUUUCUCUUUUGGUUGGCAGGGGGUGUCGUAAUGGCGGUGGGCGUUUGGACCUUGGUCGAGAAGAGCGACUACAUCAGCCUCCUCUCCUCCAAGACCUACGCUGCCUCCGCCUACAUACUGGUCCUGGCUGGAGCCAUCGUCAUGGUAACAGGCGUGCUGGGCUGCUGUGCCACCUUCAAGGAGCAGAGGAGGCUACUGCGAGUGUACUUUGUCCUGCUGCUGUGCAUCUUCCUGUUGGAGAUCCUGGCUGGCGUCCUGGCUUAUAUCUACUACCAGCAGUUAAACGAGGAGCUGAAGCAGAAUCUGAGGGAGACCAUGACCCAGAAGUAUCAGCAGAACACCCAUGAGCAAAUCACCAGGGCUGUAGACAAGCUGCAGCAGGAGUUCAAGUGCUGUGGCAGCAACAGCUCAUCCGACUGGGCCGAGAGCGUCUGGAUCCGCUCCCAAGACGCCAAGCACCGAAUGGUCCCUGACAGCUGCUGUAAGACUCCCACCGAGCUCUGCGGCAUCAGGGACCACCCGUCCAACAUCUACAAGGUGGAGGGCGGCUGCAUCACCAAACUGGAGAAAUUCAUCUUGGACCAUCUGAAGAUCAUCGGAGCAGUGGGUGUUGGGAUUGCCUGUGUACAGAUCAUAGGGAUGGUGUUUACAUGCUGCCUAUAUCGAAGUCUGAAGGCAGAGCCGUACUAAGAGAAGCAGAAGAAGAAAAAGUGUGUGGGUGAGGGAGGUAACUUCAUCACCGCGUCAUACUCAAAUAGCCCAUAGGUUCUUUUCUUUGCCUUGCACAUAGGGGAAGAAAAAUUUGGCGAGGGAUCAAAUUGCACAUCUGAGGAUCUCAUUUUGGUAAACAAAGGGUGGAAAAACACUACGAGGUAUCUUGAAGUAAUUAGGCACUCGAAUUGCAGUCUCAGCUACAUCUUCGAGAUUACAGCGCUGUGAGAAUAAAAAAACCUCUGAGAGCGACUGAUGGGGAGUUUUAACACAGAUCGUGUGGGAUACUAAAUAGUCUCUGGGACCAAAGCAUUGUAGUUUUCUUCCACUCAGAGUCCCUUGAUGUACAUUUAUGCUUGUAGACCAGGUGCUGCACCAGGGAGUGGUGUAAAGAUCGGUGGAGUAAAACUGGCACUUUGCAGAAAAUGUUAAUCCUGGUCGCAGCAGCUUGCCUACACCCAGCAGCACGGUUUAACAAGCCUACCUCUGGGGCCUCCUUCAUCUGCAAGAGCAUUUUGUUUCCACGCUACGUACUCAGUCAUGCAUUUCACAUAUUCGUUCGAUAGCGGCCUUUUUAAACUCUUGAGCUGUUAGGUUUUAUAUCUUGUAAAUGAAUAUUUUCUGUAACACUUGAGGGGCUUUCUUUUGAGCUGUAAGGUGUGUCUUCAUAGUGACAUGUCAGUGUUUUUAAUCAUGUUUUUAAAUCAACAAGAUCAAAGAUCUGCUGAGCAGAACACAGUUAUCCGUUAAUGCCUUGUUAAAAAACAGAAAGGUACAUUCAGUCAGGAUCCAGCGCUGCAGCGAAAACCGAGGUUAUUCCAUCCAAGAACCAGAAGCUGAGCCGGAUCUAACUUUUAGAAAAGGUCGCCUGGCGGCUAAUCAGACAUUCAGACUAGUCCAAUCUCCACAAAUGUCACUGAAACUGGUGGAUUCAUGGACUAAACUCUGAUACUCUGCCUGUUGUUGUGUUUUGGCUUUGUCAUAAUUACACUGCACAAAGAAGUGUAGUGACACAAAGAAGUGUAAUUUGGUUUGUGUCCGAUGGUUUGAGAGGGCAUUGGUCGAGUGACAUAGACAUUGAAUGAGAGUGAGGGAGCACCAGCAUCGAUAAAGCCGGUUAAUCAGCGAAAUAAAAAGGUUCCCCGUUCCCGUCAACCCAACACUCCGCCGGACAACCGCCUGAUCUUUACUGAAUGUACCCGACCUGUGCCAUUUGACACAAAAACGCCAGUAUUUCAGCCAAUGUGUAAUGUCUGAUGUUAAUGAAGUUUGUGUUUAUGAUUCCUACAAGCAGUGUCACUUACAUCGCUCAUAAGAAAGUGCCUCAUGUUUUCUUUUGUAUACAAGGGAUUUCUCCACUGAUGCCAAAGUUGUCCAGCGUAACUUUGUGUAAGGACCUACUGUAUCCAGCCUUAUUCACUUAUCUACUGAUGUCACUCUUUUUAGAUUGUUUCUUUCAUAAAUGAAGAUUUUGUUUACUUUUCUAUAGACCAUGAAUAUAUUAUUGUAUUUAACGAGACACGUGGUAUGAAAUGAUACUCUCUCACUGUUUAGCGUUGAUCUUUUUUCGUAUGUGCCUCAGAGACAAACACUGAAUUAAUCUGCUGUAUUUCUGUCUUUGUGAUAAUGCAGAAAUAAUUUUUAGGUUGAAUAAACGUUCAUCAAUAACACA